Marasmius oreades (fairy-ring Marasmius) is the source of this 980-nucleotide messenger RNA. RefSeq lists its product as uncharacterized. Bases 13 to 891 code for a protein of 292 amino acids. NCBI's taxonomy places the organism in Eukaryota, Fungi, Basidiomycota, Agaricomycetes, Agaricales, Marasmiaceae. Gene Ontology annotation, cellular component: chromosome, centromeric region; nucleus. The record is from RefSeq and is a predicted model, not a curated record. The transcript is spliced from 2 exons. Gene Ontology annotation, biological process: mitotic sister chromatid segregation; kinetochore assembly; protein localization to kinetochore.
AACGACGCGUCUAUGUCGCGACCUUCGACAGUCCCACCUUUGUUGAUCACAGAAGCUCUUGGUUUCUCUCCCCAACUUCUACUCGACGACAUCAUCAAUAUCGCAAAUGCCGCUGUCACGGAUGGCGUCAAUGGUCUAGAAGGAUUUUUGCAGCAAUGGGUGGAGAAGAGAUCAGCUGGAAAACAAAAUUACAAUAACCAAGAAAUCGAACAGGGACUUGUCGCUUUUCAGACCCUCCUAGAACACCAUACUGAUUUAGCCUUCGAUUUCUUUGAGGCAUGGUGUUUAAGGAAUAUUUUCGCUAUUCCCUCGGAGCUGCCUAUAGUUCUGCCCCACCAGGAGAACCUAGACCUAACUAUUAAGCCUGGGAAGGAAGAGGAACUCAUGGAGGAGGUUGCCAGAUUGCGUGCACAGGUUGACAACCAACAACGUCUCCAUUUACUCCUAUCACGGGCAUUGCGGGUCGCUAAGAAGAAACGUUUACAGGCCGAAAAGCGGCUCGACAAGGUCUCUACAGUUGAUUCACAGCGCCUCGACAUCCUCGGGAAGCUACCUCAGCAAUUAAUGGCUAUGAAUAACGCUGUUAUUAACCUUCCACCCUUGGAUCCUGCGACGAUAGCAGCCCUGACUCAGUUCCCGUUAAAUGAGCCAGGAAAGCGCGAAUGGGAAACUAGUAAGACGGGUUAUCUCAAUUGGGCGGUAACCCAACUUACGGAACGAACGAGAGAAGAUCAACCUGGGAGCUCUGCUGUGGUCCACAGCAUCAUGCAUAAUGUUGAAGAAAUUGGAAAGGCUGAUCAGUUACGACAAGCAUUCGAGGUGACAGAGCACCUUGCCAUCGGAUUGCAGGAUAUGGACAGGUCUACGGAACACUCAAAGAUGGAAGAGUGAUCUCUAUGACUGUAUCUUUAUAUUAUGUAUUACUGUGUUCCUUUGUUCUGAAGAUCAAUCUACCGUCGAUGUUCCAGGCGUUGCCGAAC